Musca vetustissima is the source of this 2495-nucleotide messenger RNA. RefSeq names its product BTB/POZ domain-containing protein KCTD3. Gene Ontology annotation, biological process: protein homooligomerization. The record is from RefSeq and is a predicted model, not a curated record. The transcript has 4 exons. Lineage: Eukaryota; Metazoa; Arthropoda; Insecta; Diptera; Muscidae. The coding region runs from base 69 to 2495 and encodes 808 amino acids. Gene Ontology annotation, molecular function: protein binding.
CACUAAGUGGGGCACCUCACUAAGAAGCCAACAAAUAUUAGUGGGUCGUUGUAGGAAUUGUGCAAGACAUGUCCUACUUUGCUCAUAGUGGUGAUUUAGUGAAUCUAAAUGUAGGGGGUCAGAGAUUUUCAACUUCGCGUCAAACAUUAACAUGGAUACCGGAUACAUUUUUUACGGCACUCUUAAGUGGUCGAAUUUCAAGUUUAAAAGAUGAAACUGGUGCAAUAUUCAUUGAUCGCGAUCCAGCGCUCUUUUCGAUCAUUUUAAAUUAUUUACGUACCAAGGAGAUCGAUGUUAAGAAUUGUGAAAUUCGAGCACUGCGUCAUGAAACGGAAUACUAUGGUUUGACACCGUUGGUUAAACGUUUGGCUUUGUGUGAAGAUUUAAAUCAUUCGUCGUGUGGAGAUGUAUUGUUUUAUGGAUUCUUGCCAGCACCACCAAUACCACCAAAUGAUAAUAUAAUUAUUAAUCCGCAGCAACAGCAGAAUGUUGCACCACCACCACCAGCAGCAGCAACAGCUGGCACAGGCCACGAUAAUUCAAAUUCUUCUCGAAUUAGUGCAGCAACUACAGCAGCCGCAGCAGCACCUCCACCACCCGUACCCCUAGAACCAUGCUUGCCAUCAACCUCUGCUGCUGCAGCAUCAUCAUCGACAAGUGGUAAUGCUAGACCUGGUUCCAUGGUACGUGUACCAGAACCCUCUAACGUUGUCUCGAAUCGUCAUUCUUCUCAUUCUCGUAAUUCAUCAUGGGAUUUGCGUGUGGGUCGCGGCAAUUCAGCUGCCCCCGACAAUCGUUGUUGGCCAUCGACAACACGUGGUGAACACUCUCGAAAUCCUUCUCUCGACUUUAUGCGUCAUUCUCGAAACUCUUCGGCUGAUUUGAAUAAACUCAUACGCAACGAUGUUGGUUUGGUAUUUUCACCAACACUCACAUCGAAUUGGGUCGAUCCACUUCGAGUGCAAAUUAUUAAGGCCCAUCAAAAUUGGUUUGCCGUAGCCUAUGCUCAUUUUGUGGCCUGUUAUCGGGUCAAAGAUUCGAAUGGUUGGCAAUUGGUUUUCACCUCACCGUAUAUUGAUUCGACCAUUGAGCGAAUUGCCAUAAAUUCCAAAGUUAAUAUGUCCACCGGUGAGGCAAUUCCCAGUAAAAUGAUAGCCAUUUCGUAUGGCAGUCAAAUACGUUUGUGGAGUAUCCAAGAGGGUGGUGACAAAACGGAUAUUGGAACAUUUAAUUUAAAUGUACGCGUAGAACAUUUAUUUUUCAUUGGCAGUCAGUUGGUAGCAUUGUCUUCAUCAUCUUCUGGCAAGAUUGGUGUCUGGCAUGCCAUGACACAGCAUUGGCAAAUUCAGGAUUUAGUACCGGUUUUGUCAUUCGAUUCUGCGGGGUCUUUUCUUUUGUUGGGUUGCAAUAAUGGUUCGAUUUAUUAUAUAGAUAUGCAAAAGUUCCCCUUGCGCAUGAAAGAUAAUGAUCUGUUGGUAACGGAAUUGUAUAAAGAUCCAAAUUUGGAUCCAAUCACAGCCAUAUCAGUAUAUUUAACACCGAAGACAUCAAGCAUCAGUGGUAAUUGGAUUGAAAUUGCCUAUGGUACUAAAAGUGGUGCAGUUCGCAUAAUUGUACAACAUCCCGAAACGGCUGGACAUGGUCCUCAUUUAUUCGAAACCUUCACGGUCCAUCAGAGUCCAGUGACAAAAGUUAUGCUCUCCGAAAAGUAUUUAGUUUCUGUGUGUAGUGAAUAUCAUCAUGUUCGAACAUGGAGCCUAACACGAUUUCGUGGUAUGUUAUCGACCCAGCCGGGUUCUACCCCGGAGGCAUCAUUUAAAAUUGUAUCACUCGAUGCAACGGAAACCAAUUAUAGCUAUGUGGCGGGUAACGACUUCGGACCCUAUGGCGAUUAUGAUGAACAGAUUUUUGUACAGAAAGUUGUACCGGAAACCGAUCAAUUAUACGUUCGUUUGGCUUCGAACGGUGAUCGUGUUUGUGUUAUUAAAUCGGUUGAUGGUUCAUCGAUUACAUCGUUCUGCGUACACGAAUGUGAAGUAUCGUCACGCAUGGGUUCACGUUUCAUACUGACCGGCCACUGUAAUGGCAACAUACAAAUGUGGGAUCUCACAACGGCGCUGGCGUUGUUUUUCAAAAAGGACGAAAACCACCACCAGAAGCAGAAAAUCAAUGGCGGACCCGACACCAACGAGCUACUCCGCCUACUUGACCAAUGUGAGAUCAGUAAUAGCCUCUGCUCAACGCCUUGUAUGUCACCAUGUCUCUCAGCUCUGGCAGGCAUGGCACACAACAACACUAUAGCACGUAUGAAAGCCAGUAAUUUGGCCCUACUCAAUCAGUCGCUACAGCAGCAACAACCGGCGGGAUCAGCAUCGACAGCAAAUGCGGGAGCAUCUACAUCGUCGACAUUAUCGUCAGUGCAACAUGUUCCGCAGCAGCAUCAACAGCCGGGAUGUUCGUCGGGGCAAUUGCGUGGCGGCAAUGUCAGUGAAUGA